GAAAAUCAUAACUAUUAUGGAAAGAAAAAAAUAUUAGAAAAAUUUUAUUUAAAUUUUAUAGUAAAAAUCUAAUAAAAAUUUUAUUAUUACAUUGUCAAUUAAAGUUAUUGCAUUUGAUAUUAUUCAAUUGACAUCAUUGCAACUUACCGCUACGUCGUCAGCAGCAUCAACAUGCUAAUUGUCAAAAUAACGUAAAUCCAACUUAAUAAAAAACAACAACAAUGACAAAACUUAUGGCUACACAAUAAGUGAACUGAAAACAAUAACAAAAUUAAACGAAAAUUGAACCCAAAUAUAUUUGCUGGCAGAGGUCAAACUUUCAAUUGAUAUAAAACAUAAACGUCAACGUAAUUAAGACGCACAAUUUAAUCAUAGUUUUUAUAAACGCCAUCGCAUCAACAAAUAAUAACAAAAAACAACAAAUAAAAACAAAACAUAACUGAAAGUGUUAAUAUAUUAAAAACUUGCAAUUAAAAUUAAUACACAAAAAAAAAACUAUAAGGACGCUAUCAUCAUUUCUGCAUUUGCUAUUGAGACAAUAUUUAUUUACUUUGUUCAUUUUUAUUUAUCCGAGCUGCGCAGAAAUGCUGCUGCGUCUCCGCUUAAUAUGUCUUUAUUUGUUUUCCAUGCUCGUGACUCAGGUACGCAUGGAUGAGCAAAAGCUCAUAUGCAAUACGAUUGACAUAAAAAAAACAGAAGAUUUCGAACGCUUGCACAAAUGCAACAUAAUUGUAGGUCACAUUAGCAUUACCAACGUGCAAAUACCAGCUGUUAUAACGCCGACUGAUAUAGAAGAAAUUACUGAUUAUUUGUUAGUGUACCGUGUACAUGGCUUGGAAAGCUUGCGUUCGCUUUUUCCGAACUUGGUUAUUAUACGCGGCAAAGAUUUGCUUUUCGACAAAUACGCUUUGAUUAUUUAUGAGAAUUUGAAAUUAUUGAAUUUGGGUCUGGUAUCACUGCUGCGCAUACAGCACGGCGACGUACGCAUCGAAUCGAAUCCUUUGCUUUGUUAUACGCACACAGUGAAUUGGCUGCACAUAUUGGGCAAUAACACAAAGCAGCAUUACGUCCUGAAGAAUAAUAAACCACCCAGCUUUUGUGCAAUCUGCAUCUUAGUGAAUAAGAAACCAGAAACGGAAGAAGAAGCAGAAUUUCAACCAAACUGUUGGGACUUUGAAGUACCACAGAACAAGUUAAGGAAUAUUAGUUAUAAUUCUAGAGAAUGUCCAACAAAAUGUGGUUUCGAUGCAUGUACAAUAACUGGAAACUGCUGUAGUCGCGACUGUUUAAGUGAUUGUUCGACGAAUGCUUGUUCCUUGUGCGCCAACUUUAUGAUAGAUGGGAAAUGCACAGACGCCUGUAAUCCACCAUAUUAUCAAUUCAACAAACGUUUGUGUAUAGGAAGCGAUGACUGCCGUUCAAAGGGAAUGAUCCCAUUUGCCGGUAUUUGUACAAAAAACUGUCCAAAAAACUAUCAAGAAAUAAAAACAUCGAAUGGUCAACGUAGUUGUACAUUGAAUUGCACAGGAAAUUAUGUAGUCGAAACCGUUGAGGGGUUGGAAACCUUACGAGACUGUAAAACACUACAUGGCUCUCUAACGAUUCAAUUAAGUGAAACUAAAAGCAAGAUUGUAAACCAUUUAGAAGAAGUAUUUAUGAAUUUAAAGGAAAUUACAGGUUACUUGAAAGUAACCCAUUCUCCACAGAUAGUCUCGCUAAGUUUUCUACGUAAUCUUCAUAGCAUCGGAGGGAAUGUACUCAUAGACAAUCACUAUGCGCUUUACAUCGUUAACAACAUUCACAUGGAAAAUAUUUGGUCUCACAAUCAAAAAGUUGCUAUCCUCAAAGGCUUUAUCUACAUUCACCUAAAUCCACGCUUAUGCUUUGAAAAAAUUCUCCAAUUAAAAUCAUCAUUAAAACAGGAGCAGAAGAUUACCAUACAACAUUCAUCUCCAAACUCCAAUGGAGAACGUAUUGUAUGCGGCGAAGGAGUACAGGUCUUAAACGCAACUGUGGAAGACUUCAACGCCACUGCAGCGCGGAUAAAAGUUGAUAUCCGUUCAGUAGAAGACAUGAAUGUUCUUUUAGGUUAUGUGCACUAUUACAAAGAGGCACCGGUGAGGAAUGUCAGUAUGUAUGAUGGGCGACAUGGUUGUGGGCGUGAUCAUUGGAACACGGAUGUGACAAUCAAUAGAAAUAUUAGGCAUGUUAUAAAAAAUUUAAAACCUUACACACAAUAUGCAUAUUUUGUAAAAACGUUGAGUAUUAUUGAGUUUCAUUGGCAAAUUGAGGCUUAUUCAAAAAUACAAUACUUUCGCACAUUACCAAGUACACCGGGACCAGUGGGCGUCAUAUUCUAUCAUUCCUUAACAACAACUGAAUUGGUACUACAUUGGUGGCCACCCAAAAAUCCCAAUGGAGUUAUUAACAAAUAUAUGAUAUACUAUGAAAAAGUAAAGGAAAAAAUUCUUGGUGAAACUGUUAAGAAUUUCACUGCAUCUAUUAAGUCAAAACCUAAAGCACCAGAUUGCAUUUGCAUGAAUUUGGAUACCGAAAACAGUGGUGCAGUUCCAAAUGAAGAAAAUUUCUACAAUAAAAAUGAAUUAACUUACGAUGAAGCUCUAUCAAAUUUUGUCUACGUUUCUCGAGCCAGUACUGGCACAAACAAAUCAUUCUGCAUAAAGAAACCAAAGAACACCACAGAAGAGUUAAAUGAAAUCUUACCAGUAAAUGCUACCCAAAAUAGUACAUCAUCCAAAAGUGCAGAUAUCAAUGAUAAGAUGAACGCCAAACUUGGAACAGAGCGCCUGCUUAACUAUAGCCGUGAAUUGGAAUUAAAAUCACUUGCUGAACAAGACACUGGAAUUGCGGACUACCUUAUAAUGAAGCCAUUACCUAUCUGCAAUUUACCCUUUGCCACGGUGCAGCAUCAAUUGGAGAACUCUUGCAAGCCACAAGAAUAUUACGAAGGCUUUUCCGUAGCUGGCAAUUAUCACUCAUACAUUUUGACUGGUCUGCAACCGGAAGUAACAUAUCGCGUAUCUGUACGUGCUUGUGUGGAGGGUUUGAGAAAUGCCUGUGGACCGACUAGUUCUAUAUUAGCUGAAACUGUUAGCAAAAGUUUAGCUAAUUUCUUUAAGCAAUUAAAAUUGUACUGAUUUGUGGAUAAUAAUGAUGAUAACAUCAUUAUCUAGUAACAUUUUUGCACUAGCUCAAAUGAUUUUACUUCACCAUUUCCUAAUUAGUAUAUAAUAAUGUUUUUAUGUUUUAAA
Molecule: messenger RNA, 3272 nt
Organism: Teleopsis dalmanni
Lineage: Eukaryota; Metazoa; Arthropoda; Insecta; Diptera; Diopsidae
Gene: Sdr
Product: insulin-like receptor
Exons: 10
Coding region: 585-3158 (857 amino acids)
Molecular function (GO): protein binding
Source: RefSeq, a predicted model, not a curated record